UCGUGCGCGUGUCGAUUUGUUUCUUGGGAGGUGUGUUGGGCGUCCCCUGGUUUAUCUGUGUCCCUGCUGGGGCAUGUGGAAAUGGCCGGUGACAACAGUCCUGGAGUCUUCUUGUGUUGGCGACGCUUCGAGCUCUUACUGCUAGCGACAGCAGCCACCGGACUAUGCAGCGGGGUCUCUGGAGUCAAGAAUCCCAGCUGCCACGAAGUCAGGACGGCGUUUCAGAUGCGGCAGAUCGGUCCCAUCAAGCUGGUUCCUGAUGUUCCCACAACUGAUUCCAGUUUACAGAUUUGCCAACACAAAUCACCAACAUGUUGCACUAAGAAAAUGGAAGAAAAUUAUCAAGCAGCUGUUAGAAGAGAGAGAAUAGAGAACACUCAGACUCUAAACUUUGAAUUGAAAUAUAUGAUUGUUGGUCACAUUACAGCUUUUCAAGCAGCCUUUGAAUCCCUGCUUCGUUUUGCUGAGAAUCACACCGCUUCUCUCUUUGAGACUGUCUACAGAUCCAUGUCAAAGGAGGCAGCUGAGCCUGUGAAAGAACUUUUUACAGACCUCUCUCUCUACCUCUUGGGUGCUCAAAACAGAGUGGAAAAAGCAUUUUUCCGGUUCUUCGACAGCCUCUUCCCUUUGGUUUAUACCCGCUUGAUAAACCCUGGCAUGAUGGACUUGUCAGAAGAAUAUAUGGAAUGCCUGCGACAAACACGACAAGACAUCAACCCAUUUGGACGCUAUUCCAAAGAAGCUGUUAUGGAGCUAGCAAAGUCUCUGAGGGCAAGCAGAAUAUUCAAUCAGGCCCUGGGAAUGGGUGUUGAAGUGCUGAACGCCACUGAGCAUGCUGUUUUGACCAAAGAAUGUAUCCGAGGCCUUGUGAAAAUGCAAUAUUGUCCUCACUGCCAAGGUCUGACCCUCAUCAGACCCUGUGAAGGGUAUUGUUUGAAUGUGAUGAGAGGUUGUUUUGCCAGCGUAUCUGAGCUGGACAUUCAUUGGAGGGAAUAUAUCUAUACUCUGGAAUACCUCACCAAUGAAAUGGCUGUAACUCAUGAUCUAGAACUGGCACUGCUGGGUAUUCGGUACUCGAUCAAUGAGGCUAUUUUACAGGCACAACUUACUGGACCCCAGCUAUCAGCGACUGUAGAUAAAGUUUGUGGACAUCCUGAAGAAAAAGAAGUGAAAUCUUUGCCAGACAGCAUAAUUCAAGCAAAGGAAAUAGAGAGACCACCGCUAACAAUGGCCCACUCAAUAACUAUUAACAAUAAAAGGAGUUCUCUGCCUCUGAAAUCUUCAAAGAAUGACAAAUCCAGAAGUUUGAAAAAAAUGUCUCGGGAAUUUAUCAGUUAUAUGAAACGAUCCAGAACUUUUUAUGCGUCUUUGACAGAAAGACUUUGCGAUGGUGAUCUCGUGAUGAAAGACAGCUCAACUUGUUGGAAUGGCCAAGAUGUGGUAGAAAGUUAUACAAGCAGAGUGGUUACAAAUGGAUUGAAAGCCCAAAUAAAUAAUCCAGAGCUGAUAGUCAGAGGGUUGGAUCCAGAGAUAGGUCAUUUAAUUGACAAGUUGAAACAUUUUAAUCAGCUGGCAGCCCACACAACAAGUUUACAAUCCGAAAGUUGGAUUGACAGGGAAGGCAGCAGUGGGAAUGGAAUGAGCAAAGAGACAGAAUCCAGUGGAGACUGUGAUGAUGAAGAUGGAUGCCAAGGAUCAGGUGAUAAAAGCUACACAAAAGAUGUUUUUAGUGUGAAAUCAGGAGACAAAAAUGAAACCAUACCAAUAAUGGAAAAGAUGGACACCACAACCACAACCACAAUAAAAACAUUUUCCAUUUAUAAAGGCGGCAGAAAUCUGGGUACUCAAGCAUCAAGUUCUUGGUUCUUUAAAAUUACUAGCCUUGCAGUUUUGUGGCAUUUUGUGUCAUAGCUGUAUUACAUUGCAGCAACUAUGCAAUUUCUGAGCACCAUCAUAUAAACCUUCAGCCUUAUCCAAGUGAAAGCAAACUUAAAUUGGUCUCUAAAUUCUAUGCUCUAAUAUUAUGUGAUAUGUUAGUUUAAUUGCUAAGUAUUAGUCUGGGACUGGCUACCAGCAAGCAUCAAUUUGUACACAUUGUCUCCACUGUCUGGAGGUUUUUUUUGGUUUGUUUGUUUGUUUUCAUAGCAUCUCAACUACUCAAAAUUGAAAAAGGAUGAAGACAGAAGAUUUAAGUAGGUUAAGUUAUUGUGAUAGGUACAGUUAAGAAAGUCAUAAAGUUAGACAUUAAUAUGUUGGCAUUUUUUCUUUUACUUGUCAAAUAUUGGACUGUUGAUUUCUUGAUCUUUUAUGUUCCUUUAAAUAAUUGGAUUUCAUUUAUAUGUCAAUUUAUAUCUAUAGGGAUCUAUGGAUAUUAUAAACAAAAUUGCUAGUUCGAUCAAAUUCUGGUCAAGAAAUCAUAGCAUGCUUGCAUUUCUUUAUUUCUUUUAAUUAGAUUGUAGAAAGCAUAUGGUGUCUUUAAUGUAUCAUUAUACAGUAGUUCUUUUAUCAAUUCUGCAAUAAAUAGAACUACUUCCCAAUUUAUUUUAAAACACUACAGAAUAGUUUCCCUGUUCAUGUUUUUCUUUACUAUGUUAUCUACAAUUUUGUCAUGUUGCAAAUACCUGGUGAAUUAAAAAGAGAUAAGUCUUUUAGAUGGUCAUGUGAAAAAUUGUUAUUGACUUGAUGUUGUAGAGCUAGAAUGAGGAACCAGUACCUGUGCUAUAAUCUUCUAUACUGUAAUACUAGCCAGCAUGGUUAGCAAUAAAGGAUGUGGACAACUGCUGUUCAGAAACAUCUGUAUGGGCACAGAUUCUUCAUCUGAUCUAUUGCCUAUGCUGUAUUAAAAGAAAAGCUCUGAUGCAGGUGUUUCACGAGGUUCAUCUGGAUGGGCAAUC
Pseudonaja textilis is the source of this 2894-nucleotide messenger RNA. Its product is annotated as glypican-5-like. NCBI's taxonomy places the organism in Eukaryota, Metazoa, Chordata, Lepidosauria, Squamata, Elapidae. Gene Ontology annotation, biological process: positive regulation of canonical Wnt signaling pathway; cell migration; regulation of protein localization to membrane. The record is from RefSeq and is a predicted model, not a curated record. Gene Ontology annotation, cellular component: cell surface; plasma membrane; extracellular region.